GUUCAGCUGAUUGAUGUCUGGGGUGCUUGGCAGUUGCUUGGUCGUUGCAUGACAAAUUUUGCAGCUAUGCGACACUCUGGAGAAAUGGAGUGGGCCAGUUUUCCGGGCAGCUGCAUUAAAGAAAUUGGGCAAGUAUCAAGAUACCAGUCCAGAAAUACCAAGAUUUUAUCUCAUCUGCACAGUCUUCUAACAUACCUGAUGACACACCUGUCUGAGAUGGUGUGUGCUGCCUUUGACUGCAACAUCAGUCUUUUGCAUCAGACUCAGGAUGCAUUUUUGUGGGUGAGCCGCCUUCUUCAGGUGUUGGUAAACCCAUUGAAAGAACAAGCAGAAGAAGUUUAUUUGUCUCAUUUGGGCCUCCACUGGCAGUGGUGUUGGCAAAAAUUCUUGUCUCAUUUGCUUACACCUGACAGUUCUUUGGAUCUGGUGGCCAUGAUUAAUCAGCUUCAAAGCAUACUUGGAGAUAAAGAUGCUCAGGCAAAGUUUUUUGUCAAAUUUUGGUUGUCUUGGGGACAUCCAUCAGCCUUUGUUUCAGAAACAGAGGCUAGGAUGUGGCAAGAACUGUAUCAUCUGCGUAAUGCGUGCUCUGUCUGUGGACCCAUGCCAUUGGAGGUGCUCAAGCAGAGAAUAAGGGUCCUUACCCUUACUUCACAAGGGAAGACCAUCCCAUAUAAACUGAAAGUCAUAGCCAGCAGACUUAUAGCAGGAGACUUAGAUGUUGCAGCAGACCUCCAGCGACUUGGUGAGGAAUCAAGCAGCAUGGAAAUAAGUACUCUUGCUCCGAGUACACCCAUUGCUCCAUCGUCAGCGUUGAGCACUUCUCACUAUGUGCAGCUGUGGCCAGUCUUCCAGCAUCUUGGAGUGUUGGCAGAGUUGUCUUACUUGCUGGCCUCCUCCCAAAAUGGGAUGCAAAACAUCGAGGAAAGGCAGCAGCUUAUGAAUUACACAUGCCGUGCUACACCUUCAACAAGCUGUUUUGCAGUUUUCGGUGAACAGAUCCUGAGCCCAGGACAGCAGAUGAUGUGGUUGCAUGAAGUGCUGCAGGAGCUAUGGUGUAGUUCGUCUGUCUCUCGGUGCAGGGUCUGGCUCACAUGGGGAAGUGGAAAAGAAGAGCUGAUAACUCCAGGAAGUGACAUGGAGGGACCAAGUGUUCUUCACAGAAGCCCAUUGCUUUUUUACAUCGCUAACCUCCUGGCCUCCAUUGAUCUUGUCAGUCAGAGUGACCGGACUUCCUAUGACCUUUUGCCUCUGAAUGUGACCUUAGGCAGAGUGGAGGACCAGCUGGCCCAGAUUGAUGCUCUGGCACGGCAUUUGUGGAAGCAUGUUGAUGUUCUGGGCAGCAGAAAGCUGUCAAUCAGGUCUCUGGAGCAGUCACUGUUGAUACAGUCCUUUUUAUCUCUGUUGUCUUCACUGACCUUUGCCCUGGACACCUCUGCCGAGGAAAAAUGGUCUGAGCUUGUGUCUAAACUGAAGAACACUUCUAAACUCUGUGACCCGACUAGUCAAGACAUCCACUGCACCGUGCUUACAGCCUGGCGCGACAACUGUGAAGCGGUGAAAGACCUGCUGGUCCAGGUGCAUAGUUGCCUCAACACACAUGGGACUAGUCUUGGAGAGGUCAAGGACAGGAGUGGCCAGUCAGUGCUGAGCCUUCUAGGUGAAUGUUUCAAUGUGAUGAUGGAGGCUGUGAGCUGCGAGGAGAAGGAUCUGGUCAUCAUUGUUGGGAAAGGGCUUGUAUAUACUGCCUCUGUCUUGCUGCACCUUCUGGAACCAUGUGGGCAUGUUGACCCUGUGGAAAAGGCUGCGAUUAAGCUGUGUCAUUUCAGAAAAGAGAUGGCCGAGAUUGACACAGAAGUGCGUGUGUGGGACAUGCACUUUAAACUACACACAGGUUUAGGUAUCCAAGACACCCAUCCCUCAAUAUAUCCAUCCAGAUUGGCAUUCCUGCUCCAUCGCAAGUUGAACUUGCAAGCAGCUAUUGUCACACUUGAAGAAAGGCAAGCCUACAGGGAAAAUAGCAUUCAGUUCUUAAAAAUGAGCCAGGAGGUAUCCACAUUUCUUAGCAGUGUUGGCUCACCCAAAGCUGUGAGUUCACUUGUCACCCGACUGGCUUCAGCAAGCAGCGCUGUUUGUCCCAACUCUGGCACAGUAGCAACAGGUUUGAAGAUCAUUUUGCAAGAAGAACAGACAUGGCAGGCCAUGGCACAGCAAUUCUGUCUGCAGUUGGAGAGUGACUUUCCAUGCUUGAGGGACAUGACAGUUCCAGUGUGUGUGGUGGUGCAGCAGGUGCGACUUGGGAUGAGAGCACUGGCCCAAGAUGUCCAGCACAAAGUGAAGAAAUUACAGACUGGCUGCUGGCAUGAAGAUGGCAUAUUGGAGGAAAGCAUCUCAACCAUCUGUAGGUUUCCAUUUAUCUGCUCUUCCAGUCCUUCACUGCUGGAGGUGGCUGCUCGACUGUGUUUGCCUACCACUACAUCCACUAUCUCUAGUCUUGUGACAGCUGGUGGUGGUGGUCCAGAAAACACACUGAUCUUACAUUCCAGACUUCUUAUGUGUUCAUUGCUGCUGGUCAAAGCACAUGCCCUCUAUACCUGCCAGCUGACCUCUGAUCUCUUGGAGACCUUGUCCUGUGUUUUAUCACGGUUCGUGUCAGCAUGGCAAGAACAAGAGGAGAAGCGUCGUAGGAAAGAAGAAGAAGAAGCAGCAUUGUUCCACAUCAAAGAGAAGGUACAUGGCGACGAGAGGACAACAGCCGAACAAGAAGAGGCCGUCUUUCGAGCUGCAUUCCCCACAUACCAUGAGGAUUUUGAGGACAUGAUUGAAGCCACUAGGCUGGAGGAUACUGGCAAGAGGAGAGAACAACCCAUGGAUGAGGACGAAAAGAAAAUGGAAUUCGCUCUUGCUAUAUCUGAACAUGAGAUGUAUGAGCUGUGCCAAAGUCAUGUACAGAUGAUGCUUGCUCUGACCUCUUGUGCAUGGAAGUCACAAAAAACCACAACAAAUGUUGAUGUUGAUUCCUGGGACAUUUUAAGGCCAAUGCUGAUGAUGUACCAGAUGACGUCUGAUAUUGUCAAAGCAUCAUGGGAAGUUUUAGAUGAUAUAGACAGGCACACAAUAGGAUCUCACCUGCUUGUUUGUGGUGCUGUGAUACAAUCCAUGCACCUGAGUCAGGGGGCUGAUCCUUCACAGGUAUCAGGUCUCUGCCUUCCAAAGUCAAAGUGCUAUAACUUCUACAUUGAUCCAAACAUCCCAGAGGUUAUCCAGUGCAGACCUGUCUUGCAGCUUGUACUUGCCAGAGUGACUGAACUGCAACAAGAAUGGCCAGACCAUCCAACGCUAAAGCAGCUUUGUGAUGUAGUUGAGAGGGUGAAAUCAUUUCCAGUGACAGCGCCAGUCAGCAAGUUUUUGACUGGUCUGGAGCUCUUACUGCAGAAAGCCCAAUUCUGGGAAAGCAAUGCUUCGACCAAGGUUUCCAUGGCAAAUCAACUGUCAGAGGUUACUGCCAUCAUUGUACGUUGGAGAAAAUUAGAGCUUAGUUGCUGGAGUGGAGCAUUGGAUGUGGAGGUAGAAAAAACCGAAAGAAAGCCAGUCGCUGGUGGUUUCAUCUUUACAGUCUUGUAUCUGCUUACUUGGAAGAAACUAGCAAGGACAAAUUAGAAAUGGAAGAGCUGGUAAAAUCACUCAAACAGUAUCUAGAGAGCUCCAGCAUGGGGGAGUACUCUGCUCGCCUGGAUAUUCUAAUGGCAUUUCAUUGUCACCUUCUCAACACAGAGUCUUCAGAGAAACGAG
Messenger RNA from Pomacea canaliculata, 3789 nucleotides. Its product is annotated as midasin-like. The record is from RefSeq and is a predicted model, not a curated record. Gene Ontology annotation, biological process: rRNA processing; ribosomal large subunit assembly. Lineage: Eukaryota; Metazoa; Mollusca; Gastropoda; Architaenioglossa; Ampullariidae. Gene Ontology annotation, cellular component: preribosome, large subunit precursor. The coding region runs from base 49 to 3657 and encodes 1202 amino acids. The transcript has 19 exons.